Messenger RNA from Oncorhynchus gorbuscha (pink salmon), 3536 nucleotides. Its product is annotated as ectonucleoside triphosphate diphosphohydrolase 4-like. Gene Ontology annotation, molecular function: nucleoside diphosphate phosphatase activity. Gene Ontology annotation, biological process: nucleoside diphosphate catabolic process. The record is from RefSeq and is a predicted model, not a curated record. Gene Ontology annotation, cellular component: membrane. NCBI's taxonomy places the organism in Eukaryota, Metazoa, Chordata, Actinopteri, Salmoniformes, Salmonidae. The transcript is spliced from 12 exons. Bases 1 to 1854 code for a protein of 617 amino acids.
AUGCCGACUGAGUUGAAGACCAAUACAUGUUUUGGCAAAAUGAUCAGCUUAUCAUGCUUCCCAGCCUCCUGGCACUUCAGCCUGUCUCCCCUGGUUCUACCCAGUGUCCCACUACCUUCAUUCAGGCAGCUGCUCUUCUUUGGUCUGCUGGUGGGACUGAUUUACCUGUUGCUGGUAACAGGAAAGGGCCAGGACAGCUGGAACAGAAAGGACAACAAUUUCCACAGACAAUUGGCGAGGGUCACAGAUGUGGAGGCCACAGACACUAGCAAUCACAACCUAAACUAUGGCCUGGUGGUGGACUGCGGCAGCAGUGGCUCCAGGGUGUUUGUGUACUGUUGGCCCAGGCACAAUGGUAAUCACCAUGACCUUCUUGACAUCCGACAGAUGAGAGAUCAGCACAGGAAGCCAGUGGUCAUGAAGAUCAAACCAGGUAUCUCGGCACUAGCAAAAACACCAGAGAAGGCCAGUGAUUACAUCCACCCCCUGCUGAGCUUUGCUGCCCGGCAAAUUCCUAAACACAAGCACCAGGAGACCCCUCUGUACAUCUUGUGCACAGCUGGAAUGAGGGUGCUGCCUGACAGUCAACAGGAGGCACUUCUUGAGGAUCUACGGACUGACAUCCCUGUCCGUUUCAACUUCCUCUUCUCUGAUUCCCAUGUGGAGGUCAUUUCUGGCAAGCAGGAAGGUGUGUAUGCAUGGAUCGGAAUCAACUUUGUCCUUGGAAAGUUUAAUCAUGUGGAUAGUGAGAGGGAUGCAGUAGUAGAGGUGCAGGUACCAGGAGGUGACCAGCAGGAGGCGCUGGUGAGGACACGGACCGCCGGUGUUCUGGACAUGGGUGGCGUUUCUACACAGAUAGCAUACAAAGUGCCCAAAACUGAGGAAGUGGCCAAAAAUUUGCUUGCAGAGUUCAACCUGGGUUGCGAUGCCCACCGGACAGACCAUGUCUACCGGGUGUAUGUGUCCACCUUCCUGGGCUUUGGAGGAAAUGCUGCUCGACAAAGAUACGAGGAGAGCAUUGUCAUGAACACUCUCACUAAAAACAAGCUCCUGGGUCAACAUGUAGGUGAGACAGGAGAGUCCCCCCUCCUGGACCCAUGCCUACCCUCAGACCUGCAGGAUGAGGUGGGGCCAGCCACACAGAAACUCCAUCUGCUUGGCACGGGGGAUUUUGAUCACUGUAGACAGCUGCUUCAGCCCUUCCUCAACCACACCAAUGAGACUCACUCCUCCCUCAAUGGCAUCUACCAGCCUCCCAUUGACUACCCCAACAGCCAGUUCUAUGGGUUCUCUGAGUUCUACUACUGCACAGAGGAUGUGUUGCGCAUGGGCGGGGAUUUUAACUCCUCAAAGUAUGCCAGUGCUGCCAAGAGUUACUGCGCCACCCAGUGGAGAACUCUGAAAGUGCGAUUUGACUCAGACUUGUAUGGCUCUCACGCUGAUGUUCACAGGCUCAAGUACCAGUGUUUUAAAUCAGCCUGGAUGUAUGAGGUAUUUCACGCAGGCUUCUCCUUCCCUAUGGACUACAAAAACCUGAGGACUGCCCUUUUAGUCUAUGAUAAAGAGGUACAAUGGACUCUUGGAGCCAUCCUUUACAGAACCCGUUUUUUGCCUUUGAGGGAUAUUCAGCAGGAGAGUCUGAAAGGAGUCCACUCCCACUGGCGUCACAGCUUCUCCUUUGUCAACAACCACUACUUGUUCUUGGCCUGCUUCCUGGUUGUCCUCCUAUCCAUCCUGCUCUACUUGCUGCGCCUCCGACGUAUCCACAGCUGUACCACGCAACGCUGCACCCCCUCUACUGUUAAGUGGCUAGAGGAGGGUCUCAGAUCCCACCCACUCCCUAUCACCCUUUAGACUUCACAUCUGUCACUCCAAAAUCAGCCUUUUCUUCCCCAGCUGGAAUCCAUUUGCCUGCACCUGUAUGUUAAGGUCUUCAUUUCUUAGCUGGAAAUGACAAAGACUAGAACUUUAGUUGGAUUUUCAAUGAGUCCAAUGAACAGAUGUCAGACAGCAUUGGGAUGAACUGGUGUGGGAGUUAUUGCAUGUUGAGUUUGCACCAUCCAUGAAAUUCUUUGUUAAUGUCUUUUUUUUAAUGUUAUCAAAAUAUCAGCCUUUCUUAUGUUUCUGGAAAUGUGAACGAGGUACAAAAAGCGUAACUAUCCUUGCCUGAAGUUUGAGGUCCCAUCCGUACAUGGUCCAGUUAGGCUGGCUUGUUCAAGCUUCCUGUAAGGUUCAAAUGGCAGCUGCCUCACAACUUACCCUAAUUAGUCAUUCCUAAAACGGCAUAUUGUGAAAGAAUGCCCCUAAACUGCUGUUUUUUCCAAUGAAGGAGCACAUCAUUGAAUGAAUGUGACAAGACAAUAGUAGGUAUAUGAGGACGAUGAUGAAACAGUUGCUGUUUUACAGUACAUAUUUAUAGAUUCACUGUUCUUGAGUAGAGUUUCACUUAUCUGUCACAUUAUCCUGAUGCAAUUUAAUUUCAGUGUCUCUGUUUGCAUUUUGGGUGCAUGAUCAGUGAAUGUUUACUGGUUGUGGGGAGGAAUGUUGUGUGCACCUCUGUUCACCCUCAAAGUUUACUGCUCUGCUUGGCACCUGUCAUACUUUGAUUUACAGCUUAUUUUUUAGUUAGACUGCUGCGCCACAGAAGAAAACUAAGGUUAUGCAUCUCAGUGCAAGAGGCGUCACAAUAGUACCUGGUUCAAAUUCAGGCUGUAUCAAAUCCAGCUGUCAUUGGGAGUCCCAUAGGGCGGCACACAAUUGGCCCAGCGAUGUCCGGGUUUGGCCUGAGUAGGCCAUCAUGGUAAAUAAGAAUUUGUUCUUAACUGACUUGCCUAGUUAAAUAAAAAUAAGCAGUUAACUACUUACAGCUCUUCAGAAAACACUGUUCUAAGUUUGUUUUGAUCUAUUGUAGUAGGCUUUUGUUACACUAGGUCCUUUUUUUCCUCACUUCCCCCCCAACCCUAUUCCCGAACAGGUAGUGUUUAUCAAAGCUGCAAUGGUGCAAUAUUUAUUCAUGUAUUAUCACUGGAGAGAUGCUCCAGUCCACAUCAGAUGAAUUCACAUCGAGGGCUCAGCUACAGUAGAGUAAAACUUCGCUGUCUCCUCAGUUCAACGAAGUGACAGGGUGAAGAUAAUUUAAUUUGGGAAUCCCUUCAUAUACUGUCAAACUCACUGGGCUUUGUUUUUAGAAGCUGUUAUUUCACUGCUGUAAAGGGGAUAGUUUAUCAAAGCACAUAACACAUUUCACCCCAUGCUUCCCGAAGCAUCUCCCACAAGUUGGAUCGGCUUGAUGAGCACUUCUUACGUGCCAUACUGUCAAGCUGCUCCCACAACGGCUCAAUAGGGUUGAGAUCCGAUGACUGCUGGCCACUCCAUUAUAGACAGAAUGCCAGCUGAUUGCUUCUUCCCUAAAUGGUUCUUGCAUAGUUUGGAACUGUGCUUUGGGUCAUUGUCCUGUUGUAGGAGGAAAUUGGCUCCGAUUAAGCGCCGUCCACAGGGUAUGGCAUCGUGUUGCAAAAUGGAGUGAUAGCCUUCCU